This is a messenger RNA of Gadus macrocephalus (Pacific cod), 4933 nucleotides long. It is a transcript of the gene dyrk1ab, whose product is annotated as dual-specificity tyrosine-(Y)-phosphorylation regulated kinase 1A, b. NCBI's taxonomy places the organism in Eukaryota, Metazoa, Chordata, Actinopteri, Gadiformes, Gadidae. The record is from RefSeq and is a predicted model, not a curated record. Bases 926 to 3070 code for a protein of 714 amino acids. Gene Ontology annotation, molecular function: ATP binding; protein serine/threonine/tyrosine kinase activity; transcription coactivator activity. The transcript has 11 exons. Gene Ontology annotation, cellular component: nucleus. Gene Ontology annotation, biological process: peptidyl-threonine phosphorylation; peptidyl-serine phosphorylation; protein autophosphorylation.
GGUAACAAGCCAGAGCAUCGCCAUUUUGUCAGAAGGGUUUUUUUCCCCCCCAGCCUCAGUCUUUUCAAAUCUUCUCCCUUCCCGCCGGAAUAAUGCUGUCACUGGAUAUAUGUUUGACAUUUUUCGAUAAAGAAACGCGUCGAGUGGAACGGAUCAUGAAAAUCAAGAGGCAAACAAUCUAUUAAGAGUUAAGGCGGUUAGGCGGCGGCGGCGGCGGUCCGCGUCUCCGGUCCACCGGGCCGGUUCACUGCGCAGGUUUGGACCGCGCGCCAUUUUGUGAAAAUUGACAUAAAAUUCUUAUCCAAAAAAUUAUCAGAGGACACGCUUUUUGCGACGCGAUCCAGACCUCCGGGAUUCAGCCGAGCGGUCACGUCUGUCGAAAAGAUACCCGUCGCGGAAACUAGCACUAGAGACACGACAAAUCGGAAUUUACGACGAGGUUUAUUUAGCGGGCAGCUCCUAAUCGUUAGCUCGGAGGAAAGGAGCUAAAGCUAGCAAACGGGGCUAAUGCUAGCCGCGUUCAUUUUGUCAACUCGCUAGCCUAGCCCGUUCGGCUAAGGUUAGCUAGUGAGUAAUGCGUGCUAGUUAACGUUAGCGGGCAGCUAGUCACCAGCUGAUUGUUCUCAAAGACGCCUUGAGUGGCCCGUUCGGAUUCUGAGCAAACUUAGUGCGCUGGGCAUGGUGGAGUAGCCGGCCGCGGAUGGUUCUAGACCUCGCCGGGGUGAAGAGGAAGGGGAAUCGGGUUUAACGUCCCUGGCUAACCGCGCAGGGAGGGGAGAAUCUCAAACUGGAUAAGUUGCCUCAUCAUACAGGUUAUUGGACUUUAAAUGAAGAUCGUGCCAUCAGGGGAGGAGAGACUUCAGCAUGCAAACCUUCGUCCGUCCGGCUUGCGCCCUCUUUUUCUUUCCACACUGCUGGUCUUCAGAUGGCUGCUCCAAUGCCCCAUACGCACCAGCAGUACAGUGACCGCCACCAGCCAAGCACUGACCAAUCUGUUGCGGUCUUACCGUACAGCGACCAGACCCAACAGCUCACUGCCAAUCAGAGGCACAUGCCCCAGUGCUUUCGUGACCCAACUUCGGCUCCCUUGAGGAAGCUCUCCAUUGACCUUAUCAAAACAUACAAACACAUCAAUGAGGUUUAUUAUGCAAAGAAGAAGCGUCGCCACCAACAGGGGCAGGGCGAGGACUCCAGCCACAAGAAGGAGAGGAAGGUCUUCAACGAUGGCUAUGACGAUGACAACUAUGACUACAUCGUCAAGAACGGGGAGAAGUGGAUGGACCGCUAUGAGAUCGACUCCUUGAUAGGGAAGGGGUCUUUCGGACAGGUUGUGAAGGCUUAUGACCGUGCAGAGCAAGAAUGGGUUGCCAUUAAAAUAAUUAAGAACAAGAAAGCUUUCCUCAAUCAAGCCCAGAUUGAAGUGCGGCUCCUAGAGCUCAUGAACAAACAUGAUACCGAGAUGAAGUACUACAUAGUCCACCUGAAGCGUCACUUCAUGUUCCGGAACCACCUCUGCCUGGUGUUCGAGAUGCUCUCCUACAACCUGUACGACCUGCUGAGGAACACCAACUUCCGCGGCGUCUCCCUCAACCUGACGCGGAAGUUCGCCCAGCAGCUGUGCACGGCGCUGCUCUUCCUGGCCACACCGGAGCUCAGCAUCAUCCACUGUGACCUGAAGCCCGAGAACAUCCUGCUCUGCAACCCCAAGAGGAGCGCCAUCAAGAUUGUGGAUUUCGGCAGCUCGUGCCAACUGGGACAGAGGAUAUACCAGUACAUCCAGAGUCGCUUCUACCGCUCCCCAGAGGUGCUCCUGGGGAUGCCCUACGACCUGGCCAUAGACAUGUGGUCCCUCGGAUGCAUUCUGGUGGAGAUGCACACGGGGGAGCCCCUCUUUAGUGGAGCCAAUGAGGUGGAUCAAAUGAACAAGAUCGUAGAAGUGCUCGGGAUCCCACCGAACCACAUAAUGGACCUAGCUCCGAAGGCCAGGAAGUUUUUUGAGAAGCUCUCGGAUGGUACAUGGAGUGUAAAGAAGACCAAAGAUGGCAAACGGUACAAGCCCCCAGCUUCUCGUAAGCUCCACUCCAUCCUGGGCGUGGAGGCGGGCGGGCCCGGUGGCCGCCGGGCGGGCGAGUCCGGCCACGCGGUUGCCGACUACUUGAAGUUCAAGGACCUGAUCUUGCGGAUGCUGGACUACGACCCCAAGAGCCGCAUCCAGCCCUACUAUGCCCUGCAGCACAGCUUCUUCAAGAAGACUGCCGACGAGGGGACCAACACGAGCAGCAGCGUGUCCACUAGCCCCGCGCUGGAGCAGUCCCAGUCUUCAGGAACCACGUCCAGCACCUCCUCGAGUUCAGGAGGGUCGUCUGGGACAAGUACCAGUGGCCGAGCGAGGUCAGACCCGACCCAUCACCACUUGCACAGUGGAGGACACUUUGGGCCGGUCAUGCCCGCCAUCGAGGGCGACAGCCUCUGCCCACAGGUGAGGCAGCCCUACCCUCCUCCAUUGGUGUGGGGAGGCGGCGUGGUCCCCGAGUCCGUCACUGGAGAGACCCACCCGGUUCAGGAGACCACCUUCCACGUCCCCCCCCAGCACCCCAAGGCCCUGCAUCCCCACUCACACCCCCAUCACCACCACGGGCAGAUGAUGGCCACAAGGCCCCGUCCGCGCCACUACACCUCCCCGACACACAGCUCCUCGACACAGGACUCCAUGGAGGUGGUGCAUGGCCACCUGUCCAUGACCUCCCUGUCUUCCUCUGCCUCCUCUUCCUCCACAUCUUCCUCUUCCACUGGGAACCAUGGCAACCAGGCGUACCAGCUCCGCCACCUGCCCGUGGGCGCCCUGGACUUUAGUCAGAACGGUGGGCUGAGCAUGGGGCUGGGCGCCUUCUCAAACCCCCGGCAGGAGACGGGCAGCAUGGCUGCGCACCCCGCGUUCCCCAUGGGCACAAACACGGGGCCGGCGCACUACCUGGGGGAGGCCCACCUGGGCCUAAGGCCGGGCAUGGACCGAGAGGAGUCUCCGAUGACCGGAGUGUGUGUGCAGCAGAGUUCCAUGGCCAGCUCGUGACUGCGCUGACAUUUGGCUGUGUGUUUCCCCCCCCCUGUGCGUCAUUUUUAAGGUGGUGUUUUUUACUACAAGGUGUGUUGAGAACAAAAAGCUGCUCGCGUCAGAAGGGAGAUAUCACUGAACCGCUACUACAGAGGAAAAAAAAAAACGUUUUUUUUGGGGUUAAAAAGUAUAUAUGUAAUUUACAUCCGUUUUCUUUUUUUCUUUUGCAAUCAUUAGGAACAAAGUAAUAUUGCAGAAUAACCAUAGUAAGAUCGAGACAUCCAUCUUACCAUUUCACCAGUUCCAUGUAAUCACAAUCACCAUAUGGUAUUAUGUGGCAAAAUCUUCUGAGGAGCAUUUCAGAACGACGUUUGAGGCUGGUUUACAGGUAGCCGUCGGUGGCAACGCGCGCGGCGUCCUCUUUCGGUUCAGGCCGUGGAACGUCUGACAUUAACCGUUCCACAGGUUGUGGUUAUUUUUUUUUGCCCUCUUUUUAUUUUUUACUUUUUAAUGGAAAUUUUACCUAAGAGCUGCUUGUAAAUCCUGUAGCUUGACGAGGGGGGGGUGUUUGCAGUGAUAUUUCAUGUUGUCGGUCGGUAUGGUGUAACUCUGUCAAAAGGGGAGCACACACACACACACACACACCACGGUGGAGUCCCUAGAGCACGUGCUGGCCAGGACAGAGAGGGGGGGGGAUGGGGGUCGGAGAAGGGGAGCAGCAGCAGCAGGAGGAAGGAGACCCCCCCCCCCCACCCCCCCGCACGCCGACGCAGACACCGACCCGGUGUCGGUAGCGGAGGGUGCUGGCGCCGCCCCUCGGGCCCCAGGGGCCCGCAGCCUUGCACGCUGCGCCAGGGCCCGGCACAGACGAGAGCGGCGGUGGGCGCGGGCCACGAGAAGACCCCGCCCACGCAGCAGCAGCAGGACAGUCAGUGGCUGGUUCUUGGAUAACCCUUUGGCCUUACGACUCACGGACUUGGAAUGGAACGGAGCUGGACGUUAUUAUUUGAAUUAAGAUGGCUUUUCUCUAUUUUUCUCUCUAGACAGCCCUUAAUUCUUUAAGGAAAUUAAAACAAACAUAAAAAGGUAAAUAAGAAUGGUAAUUUGAGGCCUUUCUCUACAAAGUUUUUCUUCUCAAGCAGGGCCCCACAUAACAGGGUCUUAUUGUACACAACAACCUCCUAAACAUUACUUCCUUGAAAAUCUUAUUCACUAAUUAAGGAUUUUGCAGUGGAAAGAACUAUCUAUUCCAGAGUCUACCCUUUUUUUGUUUUUGCUUUUUUUGGUUACUUAUCCCCCCCCCUUCCGCUUUUGCAUGUAGUUCCUCAUCAGAACCACCUGCACAAGUCUCUCCAUCCAAAACGUGGAAACGGAAGAAAAAAAAUGUUACGUGACUGCCUUUUUUCUCCUCAAAUUAUGCUGUGAAUUUUACAAGAAUUUAUUUUCCCUUUGGAUAUGUUUUUAUACCAAAGCAGUUGUUUUAUAGCAUAUAGGUGUCUGUAACCAAUAAUGUAGCAGUUCACCACUUUUGACGCAAAAGUUUAUCAUGAUUAUUUUAACGUCAAUACAAAAAAAAAACAGCUGCAAUAUAUUACUUUAGCAAAACCGGAGACCGUCGUCGAGAACGUUGGCUAUUGUAUAUUAUGACCAGAUUCGUUUUACCAAAACUGUUUCCAUAUUAAUUGGUAGAUUAUUUUGGGAGUCUUUUAAAAACUUUGGUAUGUUUAGAAACAUUUGGUAGUUACUCUGCAGGCCCCAGAGUAGCAGGAUAGAAGCUGAUGGUUUAAAAAAAAAAAAAAAGAAGAAAAAAAAAAAGAAAAAGAGACUAAUGCGUUCUAUUUGUGUCGUAUUUUUUCUUUUGCCCCUCCCUCCCCCACCCCA